This is a messenger RNA of Aspergillus chevalieri, 1056 nucleotides long. It is a transcript of the gene PIL1, whose product is annotated as Eisosome component PIL1/LSP1 family protein. Gene Ontology annotation, cellular component: eisosome filament; plasma membrane. The record is from RefSeq and is a predicted model, not a curated record. Gene Ontology annotation, biological process: negative regulation of protein kinase activity; eisosome assembly; endocytosis. The transcript is spliced from 4 exons. Gene Ontology annotation, molecular function: lipid binding. Lineage: Eukaryota; Fungi; Ascomycota; Eurotiomycetes; Eurotiales; Aspergillaceae. The coding region runs from base 1 to 1056 and encodes 351 amino acids.
AUGCAUCGCACCUAUUCUAUGCGCCAAUCGCGCGCCCCCACGGCGUCCCAAGUCGAGAACCCUCCCCCUCCACUGUCCACCACAAAGACCAACAGAUGGCUCGGGAAAGGUGGCUUGGGCCAUGCCUUCCGUAAGAACACCGCCGGUGCUUUUGGUCCCGACCUGGCCCGGAAACUCUCGCAAUUGGUCAAGAUGGAGAAGAACGUCAUGCGCAGUAUGGAGUUGGUCGCAAGAGAGCGGAUGGAGACUGCCCAACAACUUUCCAUCUGGGGUGAGGCCUGCGAUGAAGAUGUCUCGGAUGUUACCGAUAAGCUGGGUGUUUUGCUCUACGAGAUUGGUGAGCUAGAGGACUUGUUUGUCGACCGGUACGACCAGUACCGUGUCACCAUCAAGAGCAUUCGUAACAUCGAAGCCUCUGUCCAGCCUAGCCGCGACCGCAAGCAGAAGAUCACCGACGAGAUCGCCAAGCUCAAGUAUAAGGACCCCAACUCGCCUCGCAUCGUCGUUCUCGAGCAGGAAUUGGUCCGUGCUGAGGCCGAGUCCCUCGUCGCCGAGGCUCAGCUGUCCAACAUCACCCGUGAGAAGCUCAAGGCCGCCUUCCAGUACCAGUUCGACGCUCUCCGUGAGCACUGUGAGAAGGUUGCUGUCAUUGCCGGCUACGGUAAGCACCUUCUAGACCUUGUUGACGACACCCCUGUCACCCCCGGCGAAACCCGUCAAGCCUACGAUGGAUACGACGCCAGCAAGGCCAUCAUCCAGGACUGCGAAGAUGCCCUGACCAACUGGGUGUCCUCGAAGGCCGUUGUCAAGUCGAACCUGUCUACCCGUUCCCGCACUCUCUCCCAGCGUCAACGCGAGAACGCUUCCCGGACUCGUGAGCCAGUCGACCUAUCCUCUCAAGACCAGCCCUUGAAGGACCGCGACUCGUGGGUCCCUGCUGACCAACACCCCGGCUACCAGCCCGAAGACGAUGGUGAGGAGGCCGCCAGCACCGUUGAUGGAGAGACACCCCGGGGACGAGAAGAAGAGAGAGCACCAGUGGUCUCUGUCGUCUAG